AUCAGCUGUGCAGAUGCUUCUGAAAGCUGAUUCUCUUCACUUUCAGCCCUUGCCUUACUCCCAGUGUGUGGAGCCUUGUCAGCCCGGAUACUUCAAGGUGGUCCAGGAGGGAAGACCAAGUUGCUGCUAUGACUGCCUUCCCUGUGCAGAAGGGAGCAUUUCCACUCAAAAAGAUGCACACCACUGCACCAGAUGCCCAGAAGAUCAGCAUGAGAACAAGAACCGAGAUCAAUGUAUCCCCAAAUCCAUCACCUUCUUGUCCUAUCAAGAGAAUUUGGGGAUCAUCCUUACUUCCUUUGCCCUAUUCCUAAUCUUAACCUCAAGCUUUGUCUUGGGUAUCUUCAGUAAAUACCGAGAAACUCCCAUCGUCAAGGCCAACAACCAGGAUGUCUCCUACAUCCUCCUGGUCUCCCUCCUGCUUUCUUUUUUCAGCUCCUUCCUCUUCAUUGGCCGGCCAAAGAGAGCCACCUGCCUUCUUCGACAAACAGUCUUCAGCAUCAUCUUCUCAGUCGCUGUCUCUUCUGUCUUGGCCAAAACGAUCACAGUGGUGCUGGCCUUCCUAGCCACCAAGCCAGGGAAGAGAGUGAGGAGAUGGCUGGGGAAAGGUUUGGCCAACUCCAUCAUCCUUUCCUGUUCCAGCAUCCAGGUUAUCCUUUCUUCCAUCUGGUUAGCAGUCUUUCCCCCAUUCCCUGAUUCUGACAUGCAUUCACAGCCUGGAGAGAUCAUUCUGCAGUGCAAUGAAGGCUCCACUCUCAUGUUUUAUAUUGCCCUCACCUACAUGGGCUUCCUGGCUUCCAUCUGCUUCAUGGUGGCUUUCCUGGCUAGGAACCUGCCUGGUGCCUUCAACGAAGCCAAGCUGAUCACCUUCAGCAUGCUGGUCUUCUGCAGUGUCUGGAUCUCCUUUGUGCCCACCUACCUGAGCACCAAAGGGAAGUACGUGGUGGCCGUGCAGGUCUUCUCCAUCUUGGCCUCCAGUGCUGGCCUGCUGGGCUGCAUCUUCAUCCCCAAAUGCUACAUUAUGUUGGUACGCCCUGACCUGAAUAGAAAGGAGCAGCUUGUUGUGAAGACAUAA
Molecule: messenger RNA, 1072 nt
Organism: Candoia aspera
Lineage: Eukaryota; Metazoa; Chordata; Lepidosauria; Squamata; Candoiidae
Product: vomeronasal type-2 receptor 26-like
Exons: 2
Coding region: 14-1072 (352 amino acids)
Biological process (GO): G protein-coupled receptor signaling pathway
Cellular component (GO): plasma membrane
Molecular function (GO): G protein-coupled receptor activity
Source: RefSeq, a predicted model, not a curated record